UAUGUUUUGCUAAUACAUGCUCUUAUCCAAAACUGGAAUCAACAAUAAAACUUUAUCACUUCUUUAGCAAAAGAGAAAAAAAAAACACUAACUUUAUCACACUACUCUGGUCAGUGGUCACCUUCUAUACAUUAUGCAUAUGCACACCCACACAAAGCUAACAUCAUCAUCAUCAUCAUCUUCAUCCCCAUCUCUGUUUUUCCAUCUCAAACCUCGAAUUUUCCAACCAAAGAACCUCUUUUCACUGCGACCAACAUUACCACCUUAUACCCCAACAACAACAACACUAAUGUCCUCUCUUUCACUUCCAUUACCACCAAAAGCGGUAUCUUCUUCUGCCUCUGAAAAUGGGGUUUCUACUCUGAUUGAGUAUGUGGGCAAGGGAGGAAUCGAUGCUGGAGAUGAUCUGGUUCUACUAAUUCACCAUAUCCAAUACGCUUGUAAGAGAAUUGCAGCUCUUGUCGCUUCUCCUUUCAAUUCUAGUCUCGCCGCCACCCUCAACACGCCGGCGGCUCCAGCCGGUGGCUCCGACAGAGACGCGCCGAAGCCGCUCGAUAUCGUUUCGAAUGAAAUCAUUCUGUCAUCGCUUAGAAAAUCUGGGAAAGUCGCGGUCAUGGCUUCUGAAGAAGAUGAUGCUCCCAUUUGGAUAAGUGAUGAUGGACCAUUUGUGGUGGUAACGGAUCCUCUAGAUGGUUCUCGAAACAUCGACGCCUCCAUUCCCACUGGAACCAUCUUUGGGAUCUAUAAACGCCUUGUGGAACUGGAUCAUAUUCCCAGGGAGGAAAAGGCUAUGCUGAAUUCUCUUCAAAGUGGAAGUAGACUAGUGGCUUCUGGCUAUGUUCUCUAUUCGUCUGCCACAAUAUUCUGCACCAGUUUCGGUUCAGGAACUCAUGCAUUCACACUGGAUCAUUCAACUGGAGAUUUCAUUCUUACACAUCCUAGCAUUAAAAUUCCUCCUCGAGGCCAAAUAUAUUCGGUAAACGAUGCUCGAUACUUUGACUGGCCUGAAGGAUUAAGAAAAUACAUAGACACUGUAAGGCAAGGGAAAGGCAAGUACCCUAAGAAGUACUCGGCUCGUUACAUCUGUUCUUUAGUGGCCGAUCUACAUAGGACACUCUUAUACGGUGGAAUUGCAAUGAACCCGAGAGACCAUCUUCGAUUAGUAUACGAAGCAAACCCUCUUAGCUUCCUUGUGGAGCAAGCUGGAGGCAGAGGAUCCGAUGGUAAGCAUCGGAUCCUCUCGAUUCAGCCGGUGAAGCUACACCAGAGGCUGCCUCUCUUUUUGGGGAGCCCAGAAGACAUAGAAGAGUUGGAGAGUUAUGGAGAUGUGCAGCAGAGAGUGAAUCCUGGUUAUGAAGUUUAAUCAUAAAUUUAUAAUAUAAGUAAAAUCACACUGAGGUUUUACUUGCUAACAUAACAUGUCAUUGUAACAUAAUUGUUUAAAUUUUUUGUAUAAUAUAUAUGAAUCUUCUAUUUCAAUGUAUGUAGUUAAGAUUUGAUGAGAAGAGGUUAGGCAUGAGAGGAUGCCUUGUUAUGUAAUUAAUGGUAUGUGUUAAAUUCUUUGGCUAAACUAUUCAAAAACUUUAUGAUUUGUUACA
Cannabis sativa is the source of this 1598-nucleotide messenger RNA. RefSeq names its product fructose-1,6-bisphosphatase, chloroplastic. The record is from RefSeq and is a predicted model, not a curated record. Gene Ontology annotation, molecular function: fructose 1,6-bisphosphate 1-phosphatase activity. Gene Ontology annotation, biological process: fructose 6-phosphate metabolic process; fructose 1,6-bisphosphate metabolic process; gluconeogenesis. The transcript has 3 exons. Gene Ontology annotation, cellular component: cytoplasm; cytosol. Bases 134 to 1363 code for a protein of 409 amino acids. NCBI's taxonomy places the organism in Eukaryota, Viridiplantae, Streptophyta, Magnoliopsida, Rosales, Cannabaceae.